AUGUCUUCAGAACAAAGUCAGUCGCUAAGUAAAACGUCGUUUAAGUUCUUCGGACUUGGCGGAAGUAAUGAAGUCGGCAGAUCUUGCCAUAUUCUCCAAUAUAAGGGCAAGACGGUGAUGCUUGAUGCAGGAAUUCAUCCUGCUCACCAGGGCUUGGCAUCUUUACCCUAUUACGAUGAGUUUGAUCUUUCAACAGUUGACGUUCUACUUAUUUCGCACUUCCAUUUGGACCACGCGGCAUCCCUGCCAUACGUUAUGCAGCGGACAAAAUUUCGAGGACGAGUUUUCAUGACGCACCCUACCAAAGCCAUUUAUCGAUGGCUUUUAAGUGAUUUUGUGAAAGUUACCAGCAUUGGGUCUUCUAGAUCUCUAGAUAAAGACGAAAAUUUGUAUUCGGACGAAGACUUAGCAGAAUCUUUCGAUCGCAUAGAAACGAUAGACUUUCACUCCACUAUCGACGUCAACGGUAUCAAGUUCACUGCUUUCCAUGCUGGGCACGUUCUGGGCGCAGCGAUGUUUCAAGUCGAAAUUGCGGGCCUCAAGACACUGUUCACGGGUGACUAUUCUCGAGAAAUUGACCGUCAUUUAAAUUCAGCAGAAGUCCCACCUUCAUCUUCAGACAUUUUGAUUGUUGAAUCAACAUUCGGUACAGCAACUCAUGAACCUAGGGUCAGUAGAGAGAAAAAGCUGACGCAGCUAAUACAUUCAACGGUCUUACGUGGAGGAAGGGUCCUGUUACCUUUAUUUGCCUUGGGGAGGGCCCAGGAAAUCAUGCUGAUAUUGGACGAGUUUUGGUCUAAGCAUCCAGAGGAGUUGGGCAAUGGCCAAGUUCCAAUUUUUUAUGCCUCUAACCUCGCAAGAAAAUGUAUGAGUGUGUUCCAGACGUAUGUGAAUAUGAUGAAUGAUGAUAUCAGGAAAAAGUUUCGGGACUCGCAGUCCAAUCCCUUCAUUUUCAAGAACAUUUCAUAUCUCAAAAAUCUUGAAGAGUUUCAAGAUUUUGGACCCAGUGUUAUGCUGGCGUCUCCCGGUAUGCUACAGAAUGGUAUUUCCCGAGACCUCCUCGAGAAAUGGUGCCCUGACGACAAAAAUUUGGUUUUAAUCACAGGCUAUUCGGUAGAAGGGACAAUGGCAAAAUAUAUCAUGCUAGACCCUGACACUAUUCCUUCCAUCAACAAUCCAGAAGUCAAUAUACCCAGGCGAUGUCAGGUGGAGGAAAUUUCGUUUGCAGCUCAUGUUGAUUUCCGCGAGAAUCUAGAUUUCAUAGAGAAAAUUGGCGCGAAGAACGUUAUAUUGGUGCACGGAGAAUCUAAUCCCAUGGGACGUCUUAAAUCGGCCCUUUUGUCCAAUUUCUCGUCUUUAAAGGGCACAGAAGAUGAAGUUCAUGUUUUCAAUCCUCGUAAUUGUGUUGCCGUCGAGUUGGAGUUUUCGGGCAUAAAAGUGGCUAGAGCCAUAGGAAACAUUGUGGACGAGGUUUUUGGCACAUUGAACCAGGGUAAACUUGGUUCCAUCAAUACGUCGAGUGAUGACGCGAAGAGGGAGGAUCUACUGGACAUAAAGAAGGAGAAUGACGAGGGAACUAUAGUUUCAGGGAUUUUGGUUUCGGACGAAAAGAAUUUUGAUUUGAAUUUAGUAUCUUUAUCGGAUCUAAGGGACUACCACAUGGAUUUGUCGACCACUGUCUUGAGAGAGAGACAGACCAUUCAUAUUGGUUGCAAAAAAGAGCUAAUCUACUGGCAUUUGUGCCAAAUGUUCGGCGAUAUGGAGGUGAUUAUCGACGAUGAUGAAAUCACAGGCAAAAUACAGGAGUCGAAAGCUGCUCACAAAACAAGCACCAACGUUGGUGAACUUGAACUCAAAAUCAUGGGUGACGUGAAGCUCAAUAUAAUCAAAAAUGUCGCCACUUUGGAGUGGUCGCAAGGGAUAAUGAACGAUACCGUUGCCGACAGUGUCAUGGCCAUACUUCUGAGCGUGGAUUCCGCGCCUGUGAGCGUCAAAAUGAGUAGUAAAAGCUGCAAUCAUGACCAUCACACCAAUAGCGAAGAUGAUCAUGCAGAACACAUUCACGAGCCCAUUGGUGCCGACCACGAUGACAUAUGGAAGAUCAAGCAAGUCGCACGUCUGUGCACAGAGCAGUUUGGCGACUGUUUCAGUUACAAACUCGAUGAAAAGGACACAACAGCCGAUAUUAUCGGCAAUAUAACCAUAGGGAAAACAAAGGCUUCCAUAAACCUUUCACAGAUGAAGGUCGCGGAAUGUGAUUCGAACCCAUUGAGAGGAAGGAUAGAAAGUAUACUCACCAUCGCUAGCGAUCUGAUAGCACCAUUGUGUUGA
Messenger RNA from Lachancea lanzarotensis, 2331 nucleotides. It is a transcript of the gene YSH1, whose product is annotated as LALA0S10e04940g1_1. The record is from RefSeq and is a predicted model, not a curated record. Gene Ontology annotation, molecular function: RNA endonuclease activity; RNA binding; 5'-3' exonuclease activity. Bases 1 to 2331 code for a protein of 776 amino acids. The transcript has a single exon. Lineage: Eukaryota; Fungi; Ascomycota; Saccharomycetes; Saccharomycetales; Saccharomycetaceae. Gene Ontology annotation, biological process: mRNA 3'-end processing by stem-loop binding and cleavage. Gene Ontology annotation, cellular component: mRNA cleavage and polyadenylation specificity factor complex.